Zerene cesonia (dogface butterfly) is the source of this 864-nucleotide messenger RNA. Its product is annotated as 23 kDa integral membrane protein-like. The record is from RefSeq and is a predicted model, not a curated record. NCBI's taxonomy places the organism in Eukaryota, Metazoa, Arthropoda, Insecta, Lepidoptera, Pieridae. Gene Ontology annotation, cellular component: membrane. The coding region runs from base 53 to 721 and encodes 222 amino acids. The transcript is spliced from 5 exons.
CGUCAGUCCACACGCGAAUAAUUACUGUAUCCACUACGUUAGUGAUUGAAAGAUGGGUUUGUUGGCUAAAUACGUGUUGUUUUGCGCAAAUUUUAUUUUCAUGCUCGCAAGUCUAACCCUUAUAGGUCUCGGUGCUGCAGUAGUAGCGCAUACAGCUGAAUUGAAGGUCUUAAUGCCGAUCGCCACAGAAGCCAUUCCUGUAUCAGUGAUUAUUCUGGGCGUUUUAGUAUUUAUAAUAUCCUGUUUCGGAUACUGUGGGUCCAUUCACGAAAAUCGAUUUUUGCUACUCGUGUAUUCGUUGUGUACGCUUCUCCUGGCUGGAGGAAAGAUAUACCUAGCAAUCGUGAUCUACAACAGUGUCAACAGAAUGGCCGAGCUUGUACUAGACUGGCUUGGACAGGCAUUCAAUAAUAAUCAGAUGAGAGAACCAUUCCACGCUAUGGAGGCAGCGUUCAGGUGCUGCGGAACAACUGGCCCGGAUUCCUAUACAUCUGGAGUUUUACCAAGUCUACCAGUGUCCUGCUGUCCAGAAGAUGACCAAAUUUGCAACACUACGAAUGCAUAUGACGGCUGCAACAGAGUAGUUACCGUUUACAUGGAGACGUAUGGCUUGGUCCUUGGAGGGAUCAUGGUCAUGCUUAUUGUUGUUGAGUUGUCAGCUUCGUUGUUUGGAAUGAUAUUAUGCUGUUGGAUUGGUAAUAAAAGACAUCGUACUGUAUGAAUUAACCUGCAAUUUAAUUGAAUUAACUCAAAGUCAAUAAGACUAAGGUCUGGUCAGUAUCUGAAGUUGCUGAGUCGGUCUGUGAACUGCAGAUUUUUGUGUUCUGUAUUAAAGGUGCUCUUAUUAUAAUGAAUAUAUUUUUA